Molecule: messenger RNA, 1179 nt
Organism: Hevea brasiliensis (rubber tree)
Lineage: Eukaryota; Viridiplantae; Streptophyta; Magnoliopsida; Malpighiales; Euphorbiaceae
Product: (S)-8-oxocitronellyl enol synthase CYC2-like
Exons: 2
Coding region: 1-1179 (392 amino acids)
Source: RefSeq, a predicted model, not a curated record
AUGAGUUGGUGGUGGGCAAGAGCCGUAGAAGCAACAAAGAAAACAUUCGAACAAGAUGAUGUACCCCCCAAGUACCAGAGUGUGGCCCUUAUUAUUGGAGUCACUGGUAUCGUUGGCAGCAGUUUGGCCGAGAUCUUGCCAUUUGCAGACACUCCAGGUGGCCCCUGGAAGGUCUAUGGUGUGGCUCGCCGCCCCCGGCCAAUCUGGCAGGCCAAUCAUCUCAUUGAAUAUAUCCAAUGCGACAUCUCUAAUGAACAAGAAACACACGAAAAGCUUUCCAUUCUUACUGAUGUAACCCACAUCUUUUAUGUUACUUGGGCAAGAAAAUCCGCAGAAGCCGAGAAUUGUUUAGUGAAUGGCUCCAUGCUUCAAAAUGUUCUCAAUGCAGUGAUUCUAAAUGCAAGAAACCUGCAACACAUUUGCUUGCUAACAGGACGCAAGCAUUAUAUGGGUUCUUUCGAGUCUAUAGGCAAUAUUGCACCUAAUGAAUAUCCAUUGCAUGAGGAUCUCCCAAGGCUUAAUGUUAUCAACUUUUAUUAUACACUGGAAGAUCUGUUGUUUGAUCAAGUCCGUAAGAAGGAAGGCUUGACAUGGUCAAUUCAUAGACCUGGAAUGAUAUUUGGUUUCUCACCGUUUAGCUUGAUGAAUACACUUGGGACUUUAUGUGUAUAUGCAGCAAUUUGUAAGCAUCAAGGGCUUCCAUUAAUAUUUCCUGGAAAUCAUGUUGCGUGGGAUGGGUAUUGCGAUGCAUCAGAUGCAGAUUUGAUUGCCGAGCAUCAGAUAUGGGCAGCGGUGGAUCCUAAUGCAAAGAAUGAAGCUUUCAAUUGCAGUAAUGGGGAUGUGUUCAAGUGGAAGCAUUUGUGGAAUGUCUUAGCAGAGCAGUUUGAGAUUGAGAAUUAUGGGAUAGAAGAGGAGGGUGACAAGAGAUUGAGCUUAGCUGAGAUGAUGAAAGACAUGGGGCCAAUAUGGGAUGAGAUUGUGAAAGAGAAGCAGUUAUUCCCCACAAGAUUGGAGGAAGUUGCAACCUGGUGGCUUCUGGACGUGGUUUUCCAAUUAGAAGUUUCGCACUUGGAUACUAUGAACAAGAGCAAAGAACAUGGAUUUGUAGGGUUUAGAAACUCGAAAAAGUCUUUGGUACAUUGGAUUGAUAAAAUAAAAGCUUACAAAAUAGUUCCUUGA